UGAAAUCAUAUGAUGACAAAAAUGGACAUUCAAUGAUUCAUUUUAUCCUGUUGUUGUAUAUAACUCGGUGCAUAAAUUUUAAUUCCUCAGUCAAACACCACAUCUAGAAUGAGCGUGAUUUUCACAAACCAUCAAAAAACAACAACAACAACAUCAAACAUUUGAUAAACCAAACCAAAAAUACCAUUUAGAUAUUAAAUGUUGAAAUGGUUCACACCCUGAGCAUUAAUGAUGUGAGUGUGCCAUCGGUGAGUUUGGAAUUGGCAUCGACCAGUGAACAACCGCAUUCCAAAGAAGACGAAUCAAAUGUCGAUAAUAGCGCGCCGAAAUGUUGGAGAUAUUUAGUACGGAACUGGUCAGAAAUAUCACAGCAAGUGGCACUACUCGGUAUCGGCAUCAUAUUAUGGAUACUUGGUACAAUACUACUGCCCAACUACAUAACAUUAACAUCGCCACCAACGCGAAUGGCCAUUUUAUUCGUUGGAGGUCAAAUGUGUGGCAUUGUAUUGCGACUAUUAAGUUGGCCCGAAAUGCUCGGAAUGAUUGGAUUUGGCAUGCUCUAUGCAAAUUUAGGACAAGCCAAUUUCUAUGGUUACACACAACUUGAGGCAUUUUUUCGAGAUUUGGCAUUGGUUAAUAUAAUGCUGCUGGCUGGAAUGGGAAUCGAAUUGAAAGCGCUCGUGCAGAAAUUAUGGCCUGUGUUACGUUUAUCCAUUCUACCAACGGUUGGAGAGGUACUUAUCAUCGCUGUUAUCGCCAAAUAUGUACUUGCAAUGCCAUUUCUAUGGAGUUUCUUGCUUGGUUUUAUUGUAACGGCCGUAUCACCAAAUGUUGUCAUCGACAUUGUAUUAUGGUUGAAAGUUGAAAAACUCGGUCUCUACAAAGGCAUUCACACAAUUAUUAUUGCCGUUACAACAAUCAAUGAUGUUUUGUCGAUAUUUUGUUUCAAUGUUAUUCUCGGCAUUAUAUUUUCAACAGGGCCACUGCACCACCAAUUAUUACAAGGGCCAGUUGGCAUUGCGAUUGGCAUUGUUUAUGGAUUUGUGUACGGUUUAGUGGUUAGCAAAUUGUUGCCAUCGGAAAAAUCGAAAUAUGCGAAUGGGCUACGGUUUACGAUGAUGGUUUUCGGUGGUAUUCUGUCAGUUACUGGCAGCCGAUACCUUGGUUUCACGUCGGCUGGUGCGUUGGGUUGCAUGGUAUUGGCGUGUGUUUGCGGUCGCACUUGGCAGAAGCCAAAGCACAUAAGAAACGUUGACGUACUGGACAAACUGAAUUUGCUGUGGAAGUUUGUGAAACCAAUUUCGUUCGCUUUAAUUGGAAAGGAAGUGUUGUUUCGAAAACUUGAUGCUCAACUUGUUGGUUACGGCAUAUUAAUCGUUAUUAUUGGCUCUUUGUGUCGUCUGCUUUUGUCUUAUGCCCUCACCUUUGGAGCCGAUCUAAAUUGGAAGGAACGCUUGUACAUAACGAUUUCAGGAUUUCCCAAAGCAACAGUUCAGGCAGCUCUCGCACCAGUUGCUUUGGAUAUGGUUCGAUAUAGAGAACUUCCGGAAUAUUAUGAGUUGGCAAAUAUUGUGUUAGUCAUUAGCGUAUUGGCAAUUGUACUAACAGCACCGUCAGGGGCGAUAUUUAUGGUGAAGCUAGCGCCAAAAUUUCUUCAGAAGACUCAAAACGAUGGCUAAUGUUUUUAUUAGAUAAAAUUCGUUGUUAACCUAAGAAUUUUUUCUUUUCGUUUCAAAUAAAAUCAAUAACU
Messenger RNA from Contarinia nasturtii (swede midge), 1750 nucleotides. It is a transcript of the gene Nha2, whose product is annotated as sodium/hydrogen exchanger 9B2. Gene Ontology annotation, cellular component: membrane. The coding region runs from base 207 to 1679 and encodes 490 amino acids. Lineage: Eukaryota; Metazoa; Arthropoda; Insecta; Diptera; Cecidomyiidae. Gene Ontology annotation, biological process: proton transmembrane transport. Gene Ontology annotation, molecular function: antiporter activity. The transcript is spliced from 10 exons. The record is from RefSeq and is a predicted model, not a curated record.